Messenger RNA from Cucurbita pepo subsp. pepo (vegetable marrow), 4419 nucleotides. NCBI's taxonomy places the organism in Eukaryota, Viridiplantae, Streptophyta, Magnoliopsida, Cucurbitales, Cucurbitaceae. The record is from RefSeq and is a predicted model, not a curated record.
UCGGAAUAUCCAACGCCCCGCAAACGAAUCAACGAUGAGCCCGUCGACCAACGAAGGGCCAUUUCUGUAAAAUCGCGAGAAAUAUCAAAGAGCAGCUGGUGGCUUUUCUCGGCCGAAACUUUCAUUUUCCCACCAUCCAAACAAUACGCGAAUUCACUACAAAUUUUCUCUCAUUUGUUUCCAUUUCUGCAUCUCCCGGACUGUCGUAGCCGGAGCUUCGUGUUCUCUCUGAGUUUCUCUGCCGCCGACGUUCACCAUUGUUUUCUCAGCCUUCGGCAUCGGUUUGUUCAUCCUCUGUUGAGAAAUAUGGUUUAAUAUGUCUGGAUAGUGCGUUUUCGGAUAGAAACGUCUUGUGUUUGGCUGAAUGAUUGCACUGUUGGUGCGAGUAUGUGAUUGAACACUGGGUGGUUUUGGAAGGACCUGUCUCAUUUUCCUGUAAACAUGGAUUUAUCUUGUCAUAUUUGGAAGCAAAAUGUGUUAUGUGGUAGUGAAAGAACGCAUUGCAAGACGUUGGAUCAGUUUGGCCUCAGAUAUGUGCUUAGAAGUAGAGCUCUUGAUGCCAAGUUGAGUGGUGGUUCAAGAGUAAUUUAUAAGGUGCCUAAUAAGAGAAACAGAAUUGUAUCUUCUAGCGAUUCCAUUCACUUGAGUCUGGUUUGUGGUAGCAAGUUUGAUGGUGCCUUGCAAAUUUCUAAGCACAAGCGAUUCUUGAACUGUAACUAUAAUGGUAGAAAGAUGGGGAUGGUUCAUUCAGAGUGUCAAAGCAACGAUUCUUUAGCAUUUAUUGAUGGAAAUGGCAGAAAUAUGGAAUAUGUAGAUACUGGUGAUGAAGGAUCCAGUUCUGUGCCUACUGAUGGUGUAGGGUCAGCUGGUUCCAGAGAAGCCGGUGGAGAAGCAGAAGCAGUAGAAACGGUUGCACCAACUGUUGAUGAGCUUAGAGAAUUGCUGCAAAAGGCUAUAAAAGAACUGGAAGUUGCAAGACUUAACAGUACCAUGUUCGAGGAGAAGGCCCAGAAAAUAUCAGAAACAGCAAUAGCUUUGCAAGAUGAAGCAACCCAUGCUAGGAAUGAUGUGAACUCUACUCUUGAUUCUGUACAACAGAUAGUGAAGGAAGAAUAUGCUGCCAAAGAAGCUGUUCAAAAGGCUACCAUGGCUCUUUCAUUAGCAGAGGCAAGGCUUCAGGUGGCAAUAGAGUCAAUGGAGCUGGCAAAAGGAGGAAAUGAUUUUCCGGAAACAUCAAUAAAUAGUGAGGGGGAGAUUGAUGGCAAGGAUGAGCAAGAAGUGUUGUUAGUUGCUCAGGAGGACAUCAAAGAAUGCCGGGCAAAUUUGGAAAAUUGUGAUGCGGAAUUGAAGCGCUUACAGAGUAAAAAGGAAGAGUUACAGAAGGAAGUGGACCGGUUGAAUGAGUUGGCUGAAAAGGCACAAUUGAAUGCGUUGAAAGCUGAAGAAGAUGUCGCAAAUAUAAUGCUUUUGGCUGAGCAAGCUGUUGCUUUUGAACUUGAGGCUGCCCAAAGGGUUAGUGAUGCUGAAAUAGCUUUACAGAAAGUGGAGAAAUCCUUGUCAAGUUCUUUUGUCGACACUUCGGAAAUCACACAGGGGUUAAAUGUUAUUGAAGAAGUUGAGAAUGAGGAUAAUAAGGCAGUUCCAGAAAUAUCUGGUGAUAUUGCUGUUGAAAUGGAUAGAGAUUUACCACUUAGUGGUGAUUCCUUAGUUAUUAAAUCUCUACCAGGUAGCUUUUCAGAUUCUGAAGACUCUGAUCAACCAUAUUACUUAAGUGAUAGCGAGAAUGGAAAAUUGAGUUCAGACUCCUCUAAAGAGGUUGAAUCUGGAGCAGAGAAGUCUAUUUUGAGUCAAGCAAAAAAGCCGGAAACACAGAAGGAUUUGACCAGAGAAGGCUCACCUGUAAAUUCCCCAAAGGCUCUAUUGAAAAAAUCUUCUCGCUUUUUUUCAGCAUCAUUCUUUUCCUUUGCAGUUGAUGGGACAGAGUUCACUCCAGCAUUAGUCUUCCAGGGUUUCCUGGAUUCCACGAAAAAGCAAUUGCCAAAGCUAAUUGUUGGAGCAGUACUAUUCGGAGCAGGGAUUGCUAUCUUAGCAAAUCGAGCAGAAAGGAAUUCUCUUAUGUUUCAGCAGCCUGGUGUUGUCACUACUAGCACCGAUGAAGUUUCCUUGAAUACAAAGCCUUUAUUUCAACAAUUAAGGAAACUUCCUAAAAGAGUGAAAAAGUUAAUUGCAAAGCUUCCCCAUCAAGAGGUGAAUGAAGAGGAGGCUUCACUGUUAGAUGUGUUAUGGCUGUUGCUUGCUAGUGUUAUAUUUGUACCAACAUUUCAGAAACUUCCUGGAGGAAGUCCUGUCCUUGGAUACUUGGCUGCUGGCAUUUUAAUUGGGCCAUAUGGUCUCUCCAUAAUUCGUCACGUGCAUGGAACAAAAGCAAUUGCUGAAUUUGGAGUUGUUUUUCUCCUGUUCAACAUUGGCCUGGAGCUAUCAGUUGAGAGGCUAAGUUCCAUGAAGAAAUAUGUAUUUGGGUUAGGGUCUGCACAGGUUUUGGUUACAGCUGUGGUGGUUGGCUUGGUUGCUCAUAUUGUCUGUGGGCAGGCUGGCCCAGCUGCAAUCGUCAUUGGAAAUGGAUUGGCUUUAUCAUCCACUGCUGUUGUCCUUCAGGUGUUGCAAGAGCGAGGUGAGAGCACUUCACGGCAUGGGCGUGCCACAUUUUCUGUCUUACUAUUCCAGGAUUUGGCUGUGGUGGUUUUGCUGAUUCUCAUACCUCUAAUUUCACCUAAUUCAUCCAAAGGAGGGAUUGGUUUUCAAGCCAUUGCUGAAGCUCUCGGCCUGGCUGCUGUUAAGGCAAUAGUUGCCAUUUCUGCCAUAAUAGCUGGUGGGCGCCUGCUACUACGACCAAUUUAUAAACAAAUAGCUGAAAAUCAAAAUGCAGAAAUAUUCUCUGCCAACACUCUACUUGUCAUUCUGGGAACAAGUCUACUUACUGCCAGGGCCGGACUAUCAAUGGCACUGGGUGCCUUUCUAGCAGGUUUACUGCUAGCAGAAACGGAAUUCUCCUUGCAGGUUGAAUCUGAUAUUGCUCCAUAUCGUGGCCUUCUAUUGGGUCUCUUCUUCAUGACGGUUGGGAUGUCUAUCGAUCCAAAACUUCUUCUAUCUAACUUUCCAGUUAUCAUGGGAUCUUUGGGACUUCUUAUUGGUGGCAAGACUAUAUUGGUUGCCUUGGUUGGUAGACUUUUUGGCGUCUCAAUUAUAUCUGCGUUAAGAGUUGGGCUGCUUCUUGCUCCUGGUGGAGAAUUUGCUUUUGUGGCGUUUGGUGAAGCUGUCAAUCAGGGUAUUAUGUCUUCUCAACUAUCCUCUUUAUUAUUUCUUGUUGUGGGAAUUUCAAUGGCCCUUACGCCGUGGCUGGCUGCUGGUGGUCAGUUAAUUGCUUCUCGGUUUGAGCAGCAUGAUGUUCGGAGUUUAUUGCCUGUUGAAAGUGAGACUGAUGAUUUACAAGAUCAUAUCAUUAUUUGUGGAUUUGGACGAGUUGGUCAGAUAAUAGCCCAGCUUCUGUCAGAGCGACUGAUUCCUUUUGUUGCCCUUGAUGUGAGGAGUGAUAGAGUGGCUGUAGGACGUGCCUUAGACCUUCCUGUGUAUUUUGGAGAUGCAGGAAGUCGAGAGGUUCUACAUAAAGUUGGUGCUGAAAGGGCAUGUGCUGCUGCAAUAACACUGGAUACGCCAGGUGCAAAUUACAGAACCGUUUGGGCUCUGAGCAAGUAUUUCCCUAAUGUUAAGACUUUUGUUCGAGCUCAUGAUGUUGAUCACGGCCUUAAUUUAGAGAAGGCUGGGGCUACCGCGGUAGUUCCCGAGACGUUGGAACCAAGCUUACAGUUAGCUGCUGCUGUUCUUGCUCAGGCUAAACUACCCACAUCAGAGAUUGCUGCAACAAUUAACGAGUUUAGGUCUCGGCAUUUAUCCGAGCUUACCGAGCUAUGUGAAGCCAGUGGAAGUUCACUCGGAUACGGGUUUUCUCGAAUCAUGAGUAAACCGAAAGUUCAAACCUCUGAUUCCUCGGACGAGAAUCAAGUCACUGAAGGGACACUGGCCAUAUGAUAUCAGUGGUCCAUGAGUUUGCAGGCAAGAGAAAGAAAGAAAGAAGAGGAGGAAGAAGAAGAAAAAAUGUUGAUUUGCUAUUAAAGUGUACAGAAGAAACUUGGUGUUCGAAAAGAGGGUUAACAAUAAUAAGUGUUGUUGAUCACCACAUUUUGUUCUUAUAGUUUUGCUUCAUUUACCCAUGAAGAUGCUCUGCUUGGAACUCUUUUAACCCUCUACUACUACAACACCCAUAGGAACCAUCACUAUUCAAAUUACACUCCAAAUUUUGAUCUAUCACUCCAUGUUUUGUUAAUUAUUAUUAUUAUAUAUAGCCUGCAUUUUUUGACAUUA